CUGUCUAAUUACCAGCCCACGUCAAGCUUUCCGCAGGAUUCAAGGAAGAUAUUUGAUAUUUCGGAGGUUUAUAAAUGUUGCGACGAGCUCUCUUUAACGCUUUAAAAUUUGCUUAUUGUUCUAUAGAGAGAGAUGAUUGUUCUGUCGAGAUGUCAUACAUCAAAGGCCGUGGAAGUAAGAAAUAUGGAUGGUGGAGGUGAUGGAAAGUACGAGCGGGAGGGUGUGUGUAAAUCUCUAACUGUGUGGAGAAAGUCACUCUUGUUCAGUUGUAAUGGGUUUACAGUGAUCGAUUCUGAUGGGAAGUUGGUUUUUAGGGUCGACAAUUAUAUGGACGGUCAUAGGGAAGAGAUCCUCCUCAUGGACGGUUCAGGCAACCCCCUCCUCACUAUGCGUCGCAAGAAGCUUAUGACAUUUGUAGAGAAUUGGCUUAUAUUCGAAGGCGAAGGAAGUGAGGAAGUGUGCAGAAGCAGAUCGGCGAAGAAGAAGCCAACACCAAUCUUCUGCGUAAGGAAACACAUGAAUCUUCUGAGCUCUAAUUCGAGUGUGCUAGCUCAUGUGUUUACAGGAUCUUCUUCAUCCAACACCAGAUUCCUUUACGUGAUUGAAGGCUCCUACUGCCAAAGAUCGUGCCAAGUGCUCGAUGAGUCGAGGAAGGUGAUGGCAGAGAUUAAGAGAAAGGAAGCCAUGUCGCAAGGAGGAAGAGGAGGAAUCUCCUUCGGUGUCGAUGUCUUUCUUUUGAUCGUACGAUCCGAUUUCAACCCUGGUCUUGCAAUGUCUCUCGUUUUACUUCUUGACCAAAUGUUCUCCUGAUUCGUUUUCGUUUACCAGACAGACACCCAGGAAAAAAAAAUCAAAGAAUUAAUUAAAAGAAGAGAGAAAUAUUUAAUGUUUGAACUCGCACCGGGUCGGGAAUCAAAAAACCGGAGAUAGAGUAUCGACCCCUGUACCUCUCGCAUGUUAAGUGACUGCUCUACCAUCUUAGCUACAUUCCCAUCAUAACAUAUUUUCAUCAAAUCACAUUUUGAUUGUUUUUUUUUCUCCCUACUUGUUCCUCACCACAAAUAAAAAAAAAAAAGGCAAAUCUCUUUCGUCCAGUACCUCCAUGAUUCCAUCUCUGUCCUGACACACGCAUCUUGUAGAUAAGUCCAAACGUUCGAG
Messenger RNA from Nelumbo nucifera (sacred lotus), 1158 nucleotides. Its product is annotated as protein LURP-one-related 8-like. NCBI's taxonomy places the organism in Eukaryota, Viridiplantae, Streptophyta, Magnoliopsida, Proteales, Nelumbonaceae. The record is from RefSeq and is a predicted model, not a curated record.